Molecule: messenger RNA, 2031 nt
Organism: Electrophorus electricus (electric eel)
Lineage: Eukaryota; Metazoa; Chordata; Actinopteri; Gymnotiformes; Gymnotidae
Source: RefSeq, a predicted model, not a curated record
AAUUUAUAAACGGAUUUCCACUACGGCUCCUUGCCAACCUUUAAAUCUUUUUAAAAAGUACUAUUUACAGGACUAUCUUGGUCAUUGGUUCUGGUACGGGCUCUCCAAAGCAGUAUUUGUUGUGUGCGUUUGACAGCUAGAAGUUUCUUAGUUGCCCUGUUCCUGUCAGUGUUGGGCAAAACGCUGAACAAUCGUGCUGAGGCGGGGCAGUCUGUUCCUCCGACGCCACGGAGCGCCAUAUUUUCGCAAACAAAAUUGUUUAAGGUGGAACGACAUAUUUUGUGUUUUGAUUCCGAUUAUCUUUUGUUGCAAACUUCUUCCAAAAAAUACCUAAAAACUCUACGUGUUCUUCUGCGUUUAACAGCGUCCUUUUUAAUAUUCUCCUGCUUGUAGUUUUCUAGACUGCCACGGCCAUUACCUUUGGGUCUUGACCAUUGGCAUUGACUGACUGAAGUGGCUUUGGCGGCCCCUACAGGUGUGAUGGCUGUUCCUCCUUCAUACUGUGACCUGGGCAAAGCAGCGCAGGAUGUCUUCAGCAAGGGCUAUGGCUUUGGAAUUGUUAAGCUGGACCUCAAGACCAAGUCCCAAAGUGGAGUGGAGUUCAGCACCUCUGGCUCUGCCAAUACCAGCAGCGGCAGGGCUGCUGGGAGUCUGGAGACCAAGUUCAAAAUGACAGAGCUGGGACUGAGCCUCAGUCAAAAGUGGAACACGGACAAUACUCUGGCUACGGAACUUUCUGUGGAGGACCAGCUGGCAAAGGGCUUGAAAGUUGCUUUUGACACCUCCUUUGUACCAAACACAGGAAAGAAGACUGGCAAAUUGAAGACGGGCUAUAAGCGGGAAUACCUUAACCUGUCCUGUGAUGUUGACUUUGAUGGCCCAGUGUUGCACUCUGCAGCUGUCUUGGGUUACGAGGGCUGGCUGGCUGGCUACCAGAUCGCGUUUGACACAGCCAAGUCCACACUUGUACAGAACAACUUUGCUCUAAGCUAUAAGGAAGGAGACUUCCAGCUUCACACCAGUGUAAAUGAUGGAACUGAGUUUGGAGGCUCUGUGUACCAGAAGGUCAGUGAUCAGUUGGAGACUGCAGUCACUCUGGCCUGGACAGCUGGCAGCAACAACACCCACUUUGGCAUUGCUGCCAAGUACCAGCUAGACAGUGAUGCCUCUUUGUCUGCAAAGGUGAACAAUACCAGCUUGAUUGGGAUUGGUUACACUCAGCGUCUGCGACCGGAAGUGAAAGUCACUCUCUCUGCACUCAUCGACGGCAAGAACUUCAGCGCUGGAGAUCACAAGGUCGGACUGGGCUUUGAAGUCGAAGCAUAAGUGUCUUCGUGGAGUGGAAGAGAGACAAGCACACUCCACCUCCACUCCCACUAUUUCUGCUUCUCAUAUACACAAGUGCACCCCUUAACCACCCCAAGAAUUAAGUGCAAAUGAAAAUACACUUGUGACAAUAAUCAAUCAGAGGAUAAUGUUGUAAUGUCAUUUGUCUGAUACCUGCAGUAUGUUUACUACUACAAAGACUAAACUGUUGUAGGAAAAAAUACUGUAUGCACUAUGCCUAGUGUUCACUGGCAGUGGAGUGUUUUAUAUGCUUAAGCACCUUUUUAUUUCCUCCUGCCUGAUGGUACAUUACGCGAGGAGAGUGAAACCUCCAUCACGCCUGUCUCAGGGCCAUGCGGUCUGACUGCCAGGAUGAACAGUCUAUUACUGCACUACUGGGGCAUUUUAGCACGAAACGGUCUCACACAGUCACAUAUAGAAAUAUACAUAGAGCUGGGAUGCUGGCUUAUAAACAUCUCACUGAGUAGUGAGUGAACAUGUAGACACAUUUCACCAGCAUUCUGCAAUAAACUGAACACUACUGCUUAGGAAAGUUGUUGAACAUUAUGGCUUACUUGGAUUAAUUUGGUCAAUUUCAAUGUGUUUUACCAACUGUUAGUUGGGUUUGAGCAUAAUCACCUCACUUCUGCAGUAGCUAACAAAUUCCAAUACAGAAAUGAAAUAAAAGGUGAGGGUUUUCCCCAA